Messenger RNA from Myxocyprinus asiaticus (Chinese sucker), 4018 nucleotides. RefSeq names its product protein tyrosine phosphatase receptor type Nb (gene ptprnb). The transcript has 23 exons. Gene Ontology annotation, biological process: protein dephosphorylation. Lineage: Eukaryota; Metazoa; Chordata; Actinopteri; Cypriniformes; Catostomidae. Gene Ontology annotation, molecular function: protein tyrosine phosphatase activity. The record is from RefSeq and is a predicted model, not a curated record. Gene Ontology annotation, cellular component: secretory granule. The coding region runs from base 116 to 2929 and encodes 937 amino acids.
CUUUCCCAAGUCUCGUGCUUCUGGAGUUUGGCACACGCACAACAUCACAUUGAUCGCUGGAUCAUCUAAAUAUGUCGGUGUAAACCGGGCUAGAGGAGAAAGAAGCCAAGGGAAGAUGAAAUCCGUGCGUCUGUGGAUCCUAAUCUGUUUGGCGACUGCGUGUUGUCCACUUGGCACCGCUGACAGAUAUGGUUGUCUGUUUGAUGAAGGCCUAUGCUCCAGUGACCAGAUUUGCUGGGAUGAUGAGCUGUUUGGUCAGUGUUUUACACAGAGGCAGGAAAGGUUUCGCUACAGGGUGACUGCAGUUCUACUGGACAGACUGCAGUCAUUAUUGCAAAUGCUUAUGAGGAAAGGAUUAACUUGGCAGGAUGAUGUCACCCAAUCAGUGAUCAAGAAAGAACUCAACAAAGUUCCAAAGAUCCCUCUGUCUUCUGGGAUUAAUAAUGACCCCUCCUCAGAGUCUCAUGAUGGCCCUACAAGCCAGCUCAACCCCAAACGGGUGCAGCCCUAUCUGGACUACAUGAUUGUUGACUCACCUCAGUCAUCCAUGCAUAUGCAAAGUCUGGAUCCUUAUACUUAUCAACGAUAUGGCUACCAAGAUGAAGAGGAGCGCUCUCUGAACAUGGUGGAGGGGGGCAGGUACCCACCACCCUCCUCUCGCAUUAGGGGCAAUUCACCAUUUCCUCCACUGGAUAAAGAUGAUCAGCUUCUGCAGGAUCUGAUGACUCUCCUCCUUUCCUCGCCCACACAGCCCACUUCACACCAUCGGGUGGCAGCACCUCACUCAGCCUCCUCCUUUUUCCAGAACUUCCCACUUGACUUAAAAGAGUAUAACAAUGACUUCUUAUCCCAGAAUGAAGAGCUAAACAGCCAGCAAGAGCAAAAGAAAGGGUCCCAGAAUUACGGAGUAUUUGCCGGGCACCGUGGGCCCCCUCAGCAGAGCAUAAAUGAGCUGCUUCUGCAGCAUGGGUUUGAUCUGAACCAUCUGACCCCUGAGAAGAUGGAGCGUCUCUUCUUUGUCCUCCAGCUCCUGCAAAAUGAACCCCAGAACACUCCGAGAAAAUCUGAAACAAUGGAUUCCUCUGUGCCUCAAAAAAUGAUGAAGAUUACAGAAGGGGAGAUGACCCGUGUGGUGGAGAAGGCUUCUGCCCCAGACAAAAAUUCCUCCUUCCCUUCUCCACUCAACUCUGGGGCCAAAGCCUCCCCAAAGAGCUCCAGCUCCCCAGGAGCCUCCCAGGAUAACUCUGUCAUUGUGGGUGCCAGUGUACUGGGGCCUGCAACUCUCAAACAAGAAGUGGGAAGGCUUGAAAAGGGAGCCCUGAGUAGGCAAGCAGGAAAGAAUGAAACCAAGUCAAAGGAGGAGUUUGGAUACAUUGUCACCAAUCAGAGUCCUCUUAGUUUGUCCGAUGGUGUUCGUCUACUGAAGACCCUUGCUGAGAGGAUCCAUCUCACCACAGGCUCUUUCAUCAAUAUCAGUGUGAUUGGUCCAGCAGUCACUUUCCGUGUCCUCCCGAACAGCCAGAAUUUAUCAGCGAAUGAGGUGUCCGAAAAGACCGUGGCUCAAAAGAACUUUCUAGAAUCAGAGACUGGUCUAAAGGUGCUUCAGGCAGGUGUUGGGGAGAAUGACGGCCAAGCGUUGCCAGUGGCAACACGUAUACAUGACAGUGGCCAAUGGGUGUUCCUCAUGUUUGUGGGUGUGGCUUGUGUGGGUGGACUCCUGGUGGGGGCGUUGACCAUCGCUUGUCUGCGCACCCAUGCCCGCCAGUUGGCCUCAGGGAAACUGAGGCUGGGACCUGAAGCUGGAAACGUGACGCAUUAUGAGUACCAGGAUCUUUGUCGGCAGCACAUGGCUGCUAAGUCCUCUCUGGGCAGGCAGGACUGUGGGGUUGGAGCUGCAGGUGGUGUAGGUCCUGGAGGAGGAGGAGGCAGAGGAACUGAUACAUCACGAAUCAGCAGUGUGUCUUCUCAGUUCAGUGAUGCUCCCCAACCAAGCCCUAGUUCGCACAGCAGUACCCCCUCCUGGUGUGAGGAGCCAGCACAGUCUAACAUGGAUAUAUCAACGGGGCACAUGAUACUGGCAUAUAUGGAGGAUCAUCUGAAGAAUAAAGACCGUUUGCUGAAAGAGUGGGAGGCUCUGUGCUCCUACCAGGCAGAACCCAGCACCAUCUUAGCAGCCCAAAGUGAAAGUAACGUCAAGAAGAACCGCUGCUCUGAUGCUGUGCCCUAUGAUCAUUCACGAGUGAAGCUGAAGGCUGAGAUUAACCCCUCCAGGACAGACUACAUCAAUGCCAGUACCAUUAUCGAGCAUGACCCCCGGAUGCCAGCGUAUAUCGCCACCCAAGGACCUCUCUCACAUACCAUUUCUGAUUUCUGGCAGAUGGUUUGGGAGAGUGGCUGUACGGUCAUAGUGAUGAUGACGGCUCUGGUUGAAGAUGGAGAAAAGCAGUGUGAUCGCUACUGGCCUGAUGAGGGCUCUUCUCUCUACCACAUCUAUGAGGUGAACCUAGUGUCUGAGCAUAUCUGGUGUAAUGACUUCCUGGUGCGUAGUUUCUACCUGAAGAACGUCCAAACCCAGGAAACUCGUACCCUCACUCAGUUCCACUUCCUGAGCUGGCCCGCACAGGGAAUACCCACCUCCACACGCCCUCUGCUGGACUUCCGCAGGAAAGUCAACAAGUGCUACCGUGGACGCUCCUGCCCCAUCAUUGUGCACUGCAGUGAUGGUACAGGACGGACUGGUACAUAUAUCCUGAUUGACAUGGUUCUGAACCGCAUGGCCAAAGGAGUUAAGGAGAUCGAUAUCGCUGCAACCCUGGAACACAUCCGAGACCAGAGGCCAGGAAUGGUGCGCACCAAGGAACAGUUUGAGUUUGCACUGACUGCUGUGGCUGAAGAGGUUAAUGCUAUUCUCAAAGCUCUGCCCCAGUGAGACGAAUGACCAUUACUGCCUGACCGAUCAGGAACACGCAUACAUACACACUCGCUCAUAGAUUACUUAGCAUCAACAUGCAUGUGUGCAUACAUGCCUUGUGUGACCACUGAACUUAGUAUUGUUGCCUUCCUGCACUUCUCUAGAACACACACACUCAAAUCCACAUAUCCAACCAGUGCUGCCUAACCAUGCCUUCCUACAGUAUUUGACACUCUAACAUCGAAUCUCCUUUAAAUUUAAAUGUACAUUCACACAACCUAUAUUCAGACUCUUCAGGAUAUGAUUCUUCCUUGCCUUCUUUCUUGGUUAAAAAACCCCCCAUGAAAUUAGCAUAAGGAAAGUCUGUUUAUCUGUGCUUGCUCUCUCUCUCGGACGCUGUCCUCAGUUUCCCUCAUAUCACCAUGGUGAUGAUUUCUGAGUUCUGUUAUGUACGCAUAAUCAGUGUAAUUUGUGUUUUCUUCAAAACAUGCUUGUCAGCUCUGGUGGAGGUGGAAGAGAGGGAAAGCAGAGUCAUAAAGAUGAGCAGUCAGGUCUCACAUUCAACAUAAUGUAGGCCAUGGUCAUGUGUAGGCUUGAAUGGAAUGUGCGCACGCAUAAUUCUACUGAAACCUUCACAGAUUUCCACAGAAUUAUCAUGGCCCUCAUUCAAAGUUGUACACAUCCCCUGCCACUUGCAUCUUGAUUUAUUAAAUAUUUUGACUAAUUUAAUAAUGCUUUCCUCUACCAAUAAGAGUGCAGUACUCCCAACAUUGUUUCACACUUUUCUCAAUGUUUAAACCCAUUAAACACAACAUUUUCCAUGUUGAUGGAAUACGUUGAAUUUCAAAUUGUUUUUUUGGGAGAAAUACAAUGACUUUGAAUUCCCUCUCUUUCUCGUCCUUUCUUCCCUGGUCAAAAUAUAUUUCUCUACUUUGAUUAUUGUGGUCAAUUUAAUUGUUCUAUUCUUCUGGCAAAUAAAACUAUAAAUAUAUAUAAUGUAUUAUUGAAAAUAUUACUGAAAUCUAAAAAAAAAAAAGAUUUAUUUUGUAUUUUGUGAUGACUAAUAAAACUUGUUUGUGAAGUGAUGCAGCAGCAUCACUGUGUAUA